Molecule: messenger RNA, 1899 nt
Organism: Prunus armeniaca (apricot)
Lineage: Eukaryota; Viridiplantae; Streptophyta; Magnoliopsida; Rosales; Rosaceae
Source: the annotation of a GenBank genome assembly
AUGGCUUCCUCUUCCAUCAAAGCCAUCUCCCCCUUCAAAGCCUCCUCCUCACCUUCUACUCAGCCCCCGUCUUCCUCAAAACCCUCCCUCCUUUCCUUCCUCCACACCUCCUCCUCAAACCCCAUCUCGUUAAAACUCUCCCAUUCCCAUUCCCAUGCCCAUAAUUCUCAUUCCCAUUCUUUUCUCAUAACCAACGUUUUGAAAACAGCUGACUCAUCCGAGACCUCCGUUUCCAAGUCCCAAAACCUCAAGCCAACGUCUUCAGAUUCAACCCCGACCAUUUUGGUCUCCGAGAAGCUCGGAGAAGCCGGUCUUCAAGUCCUACGUGGCUUUGGCAACUUGGAGUGCGCAUAUAACCUCUCUCCUGAAGAGCUCUGCGCCAAGAUCUCGACAUGCGACGCUUUGAUUGUUCGCAGCGGCACGAAGGUAACCAGGCAGGUUUUUGAGGCAGCCAAAGGGAGGUUGAAGGUGGUGGGAAGAGCUGGUGUUGGUAUUGACAAUGUGGAUCUGCAAGCGGCCACGGAGUUCGGAUGCCUGGUCGUUAAUGCGCCCACGGCAAACACUGUGGCCGCCGCAGAGCACGGGAUUGCUCUGCUCACUGCCAUGUCACGGAAUGUUGCACAGGCUGAUGCUUCCAUCAAAGCUGGAAAAUGGCUGCGAAACAAGUACGUUGGUGUCUCUCUGGUUGGGAAGACAUUAGCAGUAAUGGGAUUCGGAAAAGUUGGAUCAGAAGUUGCUAGACGUGCAAAGGGCUUGGGAAUGAAUGUUAUUUCACAUGAUCCAUAUGCCCCAGCUGACAGAGCCCGUGCCGUCGGUGUGGAUUUGGUCUCUUUUGAGCAGGCCAUUGCCACUGCAGAUUUCAUCUCACUGCAUAUGCCUCUCACCCCUGCCACAGCAAAGGUGUUCAAUGAUGAAACGUUUGCAAAGAUGAAGAAGGGAGUUCGCAUCAUUAACGUUGCCAGGGGCGGCGUCAUUGACGAAGAUGCAUUAGUGAGAGCCCUUGAAAGUGGAGUUGUUGCUCAGGCUGCACUUGAUGUGUUCACAGAGGAGCCUCCACCGAAAGAUAGCAAGUUGGUGCAACAUGAGAAUGUCACUCUCACACCUCAUCUUGGAGCUAGCACAAAGGAAGCACAGGAAGGUGUAGCCAUUGAAAUAGCAGAGGCUGUCGUUGGAGCUUUGAAAGGGGAACUUUCUGCAACUGCCGUCAACGCUCCCAUGGUCCCUCCUGAGGUUCUGUCUGAGUUGUCUCCUUAUGUUGUUCUAGCUGAGAAGCUUGGUAAGUUGGCUGUCCAACUAGUAGCGGGAGGGAAUGGAAUCACAUCAGUGAGGGUGGUUUACAAAUCAGCUCGGGACCCCGAUGACUUGGACACCAGACUUCUCAGGGCCAUGAUCACUAAGGGCAUCAUCGAACCGAUAUCCGCCUCCUUCAUCAAUCUAGUCAAUGCAGAUUUCGUCGCGAAGCAGAAAGGCCUGCGCAUAAGCGAGGAAAGGGUAGCUGUAGAUUCAUCUCCUGGGUUCCCUGUUGAUUCAAUCCAGGUGCAAAUAUACAAUGUGGAGUCUAAGUUUGCAAGUUCUGUUUCGGAGAGUGGAAGCAUAAGCAUUGAGGGGAAAGUAAAGUAUGGGGAGCCACAUCUGACAUGCUUGGGAUCCUUUGGUGUGGAUGUGAGCCUGGAAGGAAACCUCAUUCUGUGCCGGCAAGUGGAUCAACCCGGCAUGAUAGGCCGGGUGGGGAACAUACUUGGGAAUGAUAAUGUGAAUGUGAGCUUUAUGAGUGUGGGAAGAACAGUGCAGAAGAAGGCCUUAAUGGCAAUUGGUGUGGAUGAGGAACCAAACAAAAGGACUUUGGAAAAAAUAGGGAAGGUGCCUGAUAUUGAAGAGUUUGUGUUCCUCAAUCUAUAG